UUUUUGCGUGAUGAUUUUUACAAAUUUUUAUUGCUUUCGCAAAUACCCUUUGCAGUAACAAGACUAUAAGAAAAAACUGGCGAAUCUUAAAAAUUAUAGAUCAAUAGCAGUUAUAGGUAGGGAUUAAAAUAACCAAUUUAACAUCUUAAAUGAUAAUUUUUGUGUUAAUUUAAACUGUAAUGAAACAACAUCACACAUAUAAUAUAUCAAGUAAAAAUCAAAAACAACUGAAAUUAAACGAUACCAACUGGUGAAUGUAUCUUACCGUUCUGAAUGGGUCCAACUAGUGAACAAGCUUUCGCGUCAGUGACGUAAACAAGUCUGUAGCUUUCAUUGAUUAAUUCUAGCUACUUUUUUAAACACAGUUACACAGUAAUUCAAUAUUUGUUAGAUAUUACAGUACACGUUUUCAAAAAGUAUAAAACUAAAAUUAUUUGUUUAAUAGAAUUAACUACAGUAAAAGUUCUGUAUAACUCCUGCACUGUUUUUGUCAGUUGUUGAUACAUUUACCGUCUCUCUCUUUCAUAUUGUGACAACUGUAUCGGUGGUACAACUGGGUGCAACGCGUUAAACAAAGAAUGACAAAUGUUUAUAAUCAUUAUAAAUAAACAUAAAUUUGUUAAAAAUAGUUUUGUGCAAAUCUUGUGCGAAUUUAUUUAAAAACGAACAAAUUGUGUGUUGUAAAAUAAGAACAAAAUAAGAUGGCUGAGUAUAUUACUCCAAAAAUACUCUUAUUUAAUGAACGUUUCACAUCAGUCGACUAAUAAGAGCUUCAAACGUGUAGUAAAUAACAUAAAUAACUUAAUAGUAAUGGAUCAUACUCAUAUUUAUUUGUUUCCCAUUGUUAUUUACUUAAUAGGGGGGCAAAAGCAUAUAGAUACAGAAGCAUUUGUAACAAGGGAAGAACCCACCUCUUUAGAUAUCUUACCAACUAAUCCACGAAAUGUGGCAGCUUAUAAUGUAACUUCCAACAGUAUUGUUAUUGGAUGGACUGAACCAGAAAAACCCAAUGGAAUUAUUGAGGGUUAUAGAAUUUACUACCGAGAUGGUAAUUUUACUGAUGUACAAACUUACAAGACUUAUGAAAAUAGUACAUUAAAGUAUAAUUUAACCAACUUAUGGCCAGACACCAAUUAUGAAAUUUGGGUUAAAGCUUUUACUGGGAGACAUGAAGGUAACUCCUCUGCAUCUAUUUUUAAAAAAACAGACAUUGCAGGACCAAGUUCUCCAAGCAUACUAAAUCUUACUUGUCAAUCACCUGAAUCUAUAUUUAUACAGUGGGGAAGACCAGCAGAAUUUUAUAAAAAUAUUGAUUAUUAUUUUAUUUAUCUGUCUGGAAAAAUAACAUUUGACAACUUUACAAUAUCUGCUACUAAAGAUUAUUCUGAUGUUUCUUACAUGAUAAAAAAUUUAACCACUGACAAAACUUACAAAGUGCAAGUGGGUGCUGCCACAUACAGUGACUAUACAAAGCGAAUUUUAUAUGGGACUCUUUCUGAAGCAAGAUAUAUUCAGCUGAAACAAGACUGUGAUAAAAUACAACAAUAUUUACAAAGCUCAGUUAGCAGUUUAAGUGUUGGAAUAAUUGCUGGUGUUAUUUGUGUUACAAUGGCUUUGCUUUUUGCAAUUACAGCAUUUAUUUUAUGGAGGCGAUACUUUUAUGUAUCUUACUGUUAUUUGGAAGACCAUCCAUGCUCAGUCCCUACAGCUUCGUUGGAUUGGAAUGUAUCUCCUGAUUCAGGAGAGCACAGAGGCCCUGUGCCUGUUUCUGAAUUUAACAAACAUGUUGCAGAAUUGCAUGCUGAUGGGGACUGUGGUUUUAGCAGAGAAUAUGAGGCUAUUCAAGCAGACAGUACAGCAGAUCAGUACCCUUCAGAGCACUCACAACAUCCAGAUAAUCGAGCUAAAAACCGAUAUCUUAACAUCAUUGCAUAUGAUCACAGUCGUGUACAAUUGUUACAAAUGCCAGGGCACAAAAAGAAUAUUGAUUAUAUAAAUGCUAAUUAUAUUGAUGGUUUUCAGUGGUCUAAAGCUUAUAUAGGUACUCAGGGCCCUUUACCUUCUACUUUUGACUGUUUUUGGAGAAUGAUAUGGGAACAGCGUGUGGCAAUCAUAGUAAUGAUUACAAACUUAGUUGAACGUGGCAGGAAAAAGUGUGAUAUGUACUGGCCAAAAGAAGGAACAGACACAUAUGGGGUUAUACAAGUUAAACUGGUAAAAGAAGAUGUUAUGGCAACAUAUACUGUUAGAACUUUACAAAUUAAGCAUUUAAAAGUUAAGAAAAGAAAAUUAUUUUCUGCAGAAAAAACGGUUUAUCAGUACCAUUAUACAAACUGGCCUGAUCAUGGAACCCCCGAUCAUCCUUUACCCGUUUUACAUUUUGUUAAAAAAUCCGCUUCUGCAAAUUUACCAAAUGCAGGACCGGUUGUUGUUCAUUGCAGUGCCGGUGUUGGCAGAACAGGGGCGUAUAUUGUAUUGGAUGCGAUGCUUCGACAAAUUCGUCAAAGAAGAGAAGUUAACAUAUUUGGUUUCCUUAAGCAUAUUAGGUCUCAAAGAAACUUUCUUGUCCAGACAGAAGAACAAUACAUUUUUAUUCAUGAUGCCCUUUUAGAAGCGAUACAAUCAGGCGAAACAAACAUACCAAAAGAGGAAAUUGCAAGGUAUGUUAACGCAAUUCAGAAUGAGAAGGAAGAAAAUACAGAGUCAAAGCAAAAAUACUGGAAACCUUUGGAUUACCAAUUUAAGUUAGUAACAAGUUUCCAAUGUAAAGACUUUAAUCUUGUAUCAGCAAAUAAAUCGGUGAAUGCAAAUAAAAAUCGGUGUCAAAGUAUUGUGCCUGUUGAAAGUUCUCGAGUCCAUCUUACCCCAAAACCUGGUGAAGAGGGGUCUGAUUAUAUAAAUGCGUCAUGGAUUCAAGGAUUUCACAGUCUUAAAGAAUUCAUAAUCACACAACAUCCUCUCAAAGAAACUAUUAGAGACUUCUGGCAAAUGGUUUGGGACCAUAACGCACAAAUUCUUGUUCUUUUAAGUAUAAUUGAUGAGGAAUAUGAAGUAUUUUGGCCUGUUGAGAAUGGUAGCAUAGAGGGAGAAAAUUUCAAAGUGAAUUUGCUCAGUCAGGAGGCUCAGUCAGACUACAUAAUUUUAGAGUUUUCAUUACAAUCCUUACAGGACGAUUAUGAACUUCAUGUGCGCAUGAUACAUUCCUUAAAUUGGCCACAUGCAUGUGCAAAUCCUGCAGAAAUGUAUACACUUCCAACAUUAGUUCAAGAAUUACCAUCAAACUAUCAAAAUGGCCCUAUUGUUGUUAUUGAUAGAUUUGGUGGAACAGAGGCUGCCACAUUUUGCUCAUUAACUACUCUAAAGAAACAAUUGGCUUAUGAAAACCAUGCAGAUGUUUAUAUGUAUGCUAAAUUGUAUCACAAUUGGCGGCCAGGGAUAUGGAAUAGUGUUGAUGAUUAUUUAAGAUUACAUUUGGCGGUUCAGGCUCUAUGUGCUAUGGUUGAAAAUAUCCCAGAAUCAUACGCUUUUACAAACGGUACUGUAAAUGGUUCGAUAUCGUCUUCGGACUGUGUACGAGUACCACCUGAAGGUAUGGAAGCAGGUGUAUCACAUCAAGCUGUAGCUUGAUAAUCACUGCACAACUGUGGAACGUCUUUAAAAAGUUGUCUUUGACGAUGAUUAUCAGUGUUUGUCCAUAAGCUCUAUUGCUUUCAAAUGACCAGUGACAGGUGUCCCGCGAAUCAAGUAAAAAAAACGAAGUAUGAAUUGUAAAGUCCGAUCUUUUCCGUGUUAUGUAUGAAACUGUCCCGUAUAUCAUUAUAGAAGGUAGGUAGUGUGAAAUUUUUUCUUAUUAUAUUUGAAAAGAAUAUAGCAAAAAGAAAAAAUAGAGAGCAUUAAAAAGAAGGGGAUUUUCGAUGUUAAUGUUUUAUAGUAAUUGCCAUUAGAGAAAAAUUAUAUUAAUAAAUUUAACGCUACUGAUUUAAUGCCAAAGAAUGUGGUUAUUGUGGUUAAACAAAUUUUAAAUUGACCAAGUCAAUGAAAGAACUGUUGUAAACUUCUUGUAAUAAGUCGCUUUAUCGCUUAUUAAUUACUACUCUACAAAAUUACGUUGUAGUCAAGAUUUGCAGCUUUUAUUGUUAAAAAUAGUAGUUUUUUACUUUUUUUGUAGUAAUAAAUGAAUAAAACGAGAGUCGUACUUUAAACUUCAUAUUGAAGUAACAAACUUGAAUUAAAUAAGUGAGCAUGCCAAAUGAAAUAAAGCUUUAGUAUAGUUCGAUUGCGGCAACUGUUAUUUAUUUGAAAAGAACACAAUUUAACUAUCUCGUUCGUUUAAAGUUUAAUUGGCACUUCAAUGAGUUUAAGAAAAAUUGUUAAGGUUAACGUUCUCCUUCAGUAAUAGUACGUAAUGAUGCUAAAUUCAGUAAAAAAAUUGUAUAAAUAUAUAAAAUUUAGAAAACACUAAGAGAAUAUUUUAAAUUGUAUCAAUUUGAAGUUUAAAUACGAAAUGUGGAUAUGAAACUUUAAUAAUAAAAAAGCAACAUUGUACCAUCCCAUAAUUAGUAUAAAAACGAACUUGAAAGUUUUGUAGAGAAGCAGUAGCAGUAGCCUUACAUACAUAGAAAAUAACUAACAAUUCUAAUCAUAAAACAAAUCAAUUUAAAUGUUGGUAUAGCAUAAUUGUGAUAGCAAAGAAAAGUAGAGCAUUUAUAUAAUGGUCUUUUUAAAAACAAAUUCUUAACGUAUACCUGUACCAAUUUUAAAUUAAAUUUCAAUUACAUAAGAUUGUAAAGGACAUGACAACAUUUCAAGACAAGCAACGUACAUGUUUUCUUUUUCCAAGACUGGUUUAGAUUCGCACAUAGAUUUAUUGUUCACUAUAAAUUAGAUAUAUGAAACAUCACAUUUUUAAAUCAAGUUUUUAUAACAAUAAAGCAGUCUUUAAUUUCGCCUGGCCUCUAUCCGUCCUUCAUAAAAACAAUUUUCCUUUUUUAUAACGAAACCGCAUAAAUAUUUUUACUUCUACAAUAAGAAAAAAAAAACAGGCACAACGUAUUAAAUUAAAUAUUAGAUGCUAUAUUCUAAACUUUAAGUCAUCGAAAAUUAAUCACAUAGAGAUACAUUUCAAGAUAAUCAAAAGGACUUCCGUAAAGCACUAAAAACCUAUAAUUUCACGUAAAAUUUAGGAAUUUAUAUCGCAUUUUAACAUCCAAAGGGGUCAUCCUCAGUUAGGGACUUAUUAAACCAUGUAUUAAAAAAGGGUCUGUACUAAGGAUGAAGUUUGAUGGUGAUCAUAUUAGUGAAUGUAAUUAGGACAGCAAAGAGUGAAUGCCAAAGACAAAACAAGUGUGACCCACCUCUAGUACAGAUCAUUCUUUAAUAGUUUAAAAUGGUGUUUUUAUUCAUGGAUGACACAUUGGGUUGAAACACGCUUUAGAUUUCUAAACGUUUUAUGUGGAGAUUCGAGUUUUUAGUGUUUUAGUUUUAUAUGUAUUUCGAUAAACUUGCGGUAUGAUGUGUGAAAAAGGAUUAUUUUGCCAGAGGUUAAAAACUGAAAAGAAAGACGACUAAGACAAAAGGGGUUUUAAAUUUUUCAAACAUUUAAAAGUUGAUCUCAUAAUAUACAUAAGGUACGCUUUAAAAUAUGAAUAUUAUUUUCCAAAACCAGAUUUCCCAAUCAAUUUGAGUAGUGCAAGUUUUGAAAAAUAGUGUGGCGGGGUAUCCCAGAGCAAAAUCGCCUAUUUUACUCUGGCAUGACUCCAUUUUUACUAAUCAUAUCACAAAUAAUGCCAUGAAUGUUAAAUAAUUAUUUUGCAUAACAGAAGUUGAGCAUAGAUGUUAUCCCACAAGCAAAAACUCUGUAUUGUCAUUAAAUAUAUCGUUUAAUUAUUUUUUUU
Agrilus planipennis (emerald ash borer) is the source of this 5894-nucleotide messenger RNA. RefSeq names its product tyrosine-protein phosphatase 99A. Bases 739 to 3627 code for a protein of 962 amino acids. Gene Ontology annotation, biological process: protein dephosphorylation. The record is from RefSeq and is a predicted model, not a curated record. The transcript has 13 exons. Gene Ontology annotation, molecular function: protein tyrosine phosphatase activity; protein binding. Lineage: Eukaryota; Metazoa; Arthropoda; Insecta; Coleoptera; Buprestidae.